Molecule: messenger RNA, 1617 nt
Organism: Pistacia vera
Lineage: Eukaryota; Viridiplantae; Streptophyta; Magnoliopsida; Sapindales; Anacardiaceae
Product: myb family transcription factor PHL5-like
Exons: 7
Coding region: 210-1292 (360 amino acids)
Molecular function (GO): DNA-binding transcription factor activity; DNA binding
Source: RefSeq, a predicted model, not a curated record
GUUUAUGUGUUCAUGCCGUUGCUUAUUGUUCCUCUUCUCUUUCCUGAUUUUCUUUCUUGUUACAACCUCAUCCCCAAGCAAGAACCAAGACAAAAGUUAGUGCUAUCCUGGUGUUUAAUUAAUCAUCGGCACUGAAAGUAUAACAUCUUGUUGCAGGAUAAAAGAAUAGUUUCUUCUUGUGGUGGUGGAAGGUUUUUUGUUUAGUACAAAUGAACACUCAAAAGAGAAAGGCUCACGGGCAGAAUUAUGGAUCUUAUCUGCAGCCUCGGAACACGGGACUUGUGUUCCAGUCUCAGUUAUCAGAGGUGGUGGGAAGUUCAACCAAGCUGAAUCCAGGGACUUCUAACACAUCAGGCAUCCUUUCUAGCAAAUUUUCAUCACCUGUUUCAUUAUUGUAUGCAACAGAUGAGAAGUGCAAUGGAUAUUCACAAGGGCAUUCAGACAUUGAUGGCUUACCUACAUGUUCUCAAGUGUCAAGAGAUCAAUUUUCAACUGUUCCAUUGUCUAGAUCUUUUAACCAAGAUUCAAAAGAGUUUGACAAUUUUGAUCUUCAAUCACUGGUUAAAUUUCACCUCCAAAACAAUCAGAAUUCCCAUUUCUGUGAAAAGAUCCAUCAAAACUCUUAUGGAAACUUAGCAGGAAGUGGUGUUAUCCCAUACAUGCACAAGUCAACGGAAGAAGUCUCCCUGAAACAAAGGCGAACAUAUGUUAGUAUAAGCAACCCGCAAAAUCAGGAAAUUGGCUAUCAAUCAUUCAACAGCCAGCUUCUGAAACCACGCUCUUCAUAUGGCACAAGCUCCAGUACUCAUAGUAAUCUUGUUCCAGCAGGAGCAAGAAUCACAAAUAAAGCACGAAUAAGAUGGACUCAAGAUCUUCACAGUCGAUUUGUUCGGUGUGUAGAAUGGCUUGGAGGUGCUGAAAAGGCUACUCCUAAAGGGAUCCUUAAGUUGAUAGACACUGAUGGAUUGACUAUCUUUCAUGUAAAGAGUCACUUGCAGAAAUAUCGAACUGCAAGGCACAUUCCGGAAUCAACUGAAGGAAAAUCAAAGAAUGAGAGGACAAACGAUAUCAAUGCAAUGGCACGCUUUGACCCUAAGACAGCCAUACAACUUGUAGAAACGUUGAGACUGCAACUAGAUGUCCAGAAGCGCCUAAAUGAACAAUUGGAGGUCCAAGGAAAUCUACAAUUGCAGAUUGAAGAACAAGGAAGGCAGCUCAAAGAGAUGCUAGAUCAGCAACUAAAUACAAACAGUUCUCUUUUUGACACUCACAACGCAGACAUCAGAAGAUAAUCCUCCAAAUGAACUAGAAAGAUAUGUGUCUUUGAUAUGGAAGAUUUCAAGGAUAUCCACACACUUCUAAAACAGUAUGUUAAAAAUCUUGCCAAUGUAGAUCAUUCUAUUGCUGCAUUCGUGGGAGGUGAGAAGCCUUCCCUAACAUACUUGUUUCAGACAAUAAAGUCUAUCAACAAAUUUCAUUCAUCAAAGAGACAAAGAACGAAUAAAACAAUUAUGCUCCUAGCAGUUCAUAUGUUUUGUUUCUUUAGUGUAUUAUCUCUAGUUGGCACUUGAGAAUUGAACUUGGGAAACACUCCUAAGAAGUCCCUUGUUCCAGCAA